Cryptosporidium muris RN66 is the source of this 957-nucleotide messenger RNA. RefSeq names its product cell division protein kinase 10, putative. Gene Ontology annotation, biological process: regulation of mitotic cell cycle; protein phosphorylation. NCBI's taxonomy places the organism in Eukaryota, Apicomplexa, Conoidasida, Eucoccidiorida, Cryptosporidiidae. Bases 1 to 957 code for a protein of 318 amino acids. The transcript has a single exon. Gene Ontology annotation, cellular component: transcription factor TFIIH holo complex; nucleus; transcription factor TFIIK complex. The record is from RefSeq and is a predicted model, not a curated record. Gene Ontology annotation, molecular function: ATP binding; RNA polymerase II CTD heptapeptide repeat kinase activity; cyclin-dependent protein serine/threonine kinase activity.
AUGAGCAAGAGAUAUGUUCAAUUAAAUGCUCAUAUAGGACAAGGUACAUAUGGUAAAAUUGAAAAGGCAAGAGAUACCUUAGAUGAUUCAAUAGUAGCAAUUAAGAAGGUCAAACUAACAGAUAUUGCAACUGACAUAAAAAGUUCAAGACAAAAAAUUGGGCAGUGUGGGAUUCACUUCACAGUCCUACGUGAACUAAAAAUAAUGAAUGAAAUUCAUCAUCCUAAUACAAUGGAACUACGAGACGUGUUUGUACAAGGAGAGUUUAUAAAUGUGGUCAUGGACUAUAUGGAGAGUGAUUUAAGACGUGUAUUUGAAGAUCGUAUACGCUUUUCAGAAGCUCAAAUCAAGUGUAUUUUGCGCCAAAUUGUCCAGGGAGUAGCAGAACUACACAAAUGGUAUAUUCUUCAUAGAGAUUUAGCACCUGCAAAUAUAUUCAUUAAUUCCAAAGGUAUUGCAAAAGUAGGUGAUUUUGGUCUAGCUAGAAGCUUUGGUCAACCAAGGCGUGAAUAUACACCUGAAGUAGUUACUUUAUGGUAUAGAAGUCCAGAAUUAUUAUUAGGAGCAACUAAAUAUAGUGAUGCAGUUGAUAUGUGGAGUAUAGGAUGUAUAUUUGCUGAAUUAUUGUCAGGUGGAAAGCCUUUAUUACCUGGAGAAGAUGAAUUAAGACAAUUAGGGAGGAUUUAUGAGUUACUUGGAACACCAUCAGAUACAAAUUGGCCUCAGUCAAGAAAUCUUCCUUUAUAUUGUGAAUUUACUCCUCGAAUGCCCCAACAACUUAAAGAUAUCUUCCCAAAUGCUUCAGAUUCAGCUAUUGACUUGUUAAGAUCACUACUGAAAUUGAACCCAUUGGAAAGGAUAAGUGCAAAAGAUACUUUAAAUCAUGAAUACUUUAAUAAUUUUCCUUUACCUUGUGAUCCUUCCGAAUUACCUCUUAUGUACUUGCGCGAAUCUUAA